AUGGACUUCAUCGGUGUUCGCCGCCGGCCAGGAGACCGAUCAAGCAACUGGAGGCGCGCCGCACAUGUCAACAGCAUUGUCCUCGUCAUAGUCACCAUCAUUUUGAUCAGCUGCCUGAUAGCUUCGAUUACGCAGACCGGCGGCCUGGUAAAGUCCUUCAUGUUCCACGAGGGGACAUGCGAUGGAGGCAGUGCGAGCAAGACCAACGUAGCACUGCACUUGCUGCUCAACGUCGUGUCGACGGCAAUCUUUGCCUCUUCCAACUUCUUCAUGCAGGUGCUCAACUCGCCCUCCAGGCACGAGGUUGACCUGGUGCAUGCGAAGGGGUCAUACCUCGGGAUCGGGGUGCCGUCGGUGAGGAACACGUUCAAGGUCAGCAGAUUUAAGACGUGCUGCUGGAUCGUGCUGCUCCUCUCCUCGAUCCCCAUGCAUCUGCUGUUCAACAGUAUGAUCUUCCAAACGGACCAGCGGAGUUCGGACUUCCAUCUCACCAUAGCAAGCAGCGGGUUUGUGGAAGGCGAGGCGUACUACAUUCCCGGGGCUUCGCUUUCGCCCGCUGGGAUACGUAAACUGGGCGGGGACAAUACUUUUAUGGGGGCCUUCACUGGAUAUGGUGCCGCGCAGAAGUGGGUCGACUAUAGCAACUCGUCGUCGCCGGCGGUCAAGAACAUCACUGCCGCGGCCGCCGCUGGAGCGAGCUGGGCCAAGAUCAGCUGGGUUGACUGCUUCAAGGAAUAUUUCGAUUGCGAUGGCCUGAGAUCUCACCGGGACGUCAUCGUUGUCGCUGAUCAGCCGAAGGGGUGGGUGCGUGAUGAAGUGUGGAACUUGGCCCCUAAUGAGACCGAGUACUGGGAUUCCAUAGUCCCAGGGAACGCGCCCAACUCUCUCUGGUUCUCUACGCAAUGUGCGAUGAAAGUUCGCUACAGCAACGCGGGCGGCGCCGAAUGUUCAAACGACUGUAAAUAUGCACUAGCGAGUUACGCCAUUGACAACCCCUACGAGUAUGACUUUGCGAGCUUUGAGAAUAUGUCAACAUGGAACAUCGAUUUCUUCCGGCAGGAGUUUGAUUACGUCAAUAGCAUACAGGCCCGCAGCAUACAGCCAAGUAAUACUUCAGGCUUGGUUCCCGGCGGCGGUAAAAUCCUGGUUGACUACUGCCUCGUGGAGCCUGUGGAGCGCGUCUGUUACGUUGGUCUUUCCAAUACGCUAUUGCUUGCUGUCACCAUCUGCGUUGCGGUGAAGACAGCCACCGCUAUCAUCGUUACUUUUGUCCUCGGCCGCCAGAAUCAGAUUCCUCUCGUUACAUUAGGAGACGCCAUCGCGUCCUUCAUCCAGCAUCCUGACAACACCACGUACGGCAUGUGCACGGUCAAUCAGAAGGAUAUGCGCCGGGCCACCAGGUCCUCGCAUCAGAAGGUGCUUACAGGUCCUCAGCGAUGGCUGGGUAAAGUACAUCGCCGCUGGAGCGUGGUGCCAAAAGGUGUUUGGGUCUUUAGUUAUUUGCUCUUUGCCGUCGGUAUCCUGAUAUUGGCAAUUUUUACGGACCAGGCUAUCAGUUCCAGAGGCGUGUCCGGAUCCAUCAUUGAAAGCCAGCCAAAUGCGAUCAUCGAAGGUAUCAUCUGGACCUUCACGGCGGGCGUACUAGUAGCCAACAGUCCGCAACUCCUGCUGUCAUUUUGCUACUUGGCGUACAACAACCUCUUCACCCGACUUCAAAUGGCAAAAGAGUGGUCGCAAUUCAGCUCUGGAUAUCGUCCGCUAAGAGUGACUGACCCUAAGGGCAAACAAUACUCGACUUACCGGCUACAACUCCCUUACAAGUAUUCGAUCCCUCUCAUACUUUGUAGCAUUCUUCUACACUGGAUGCUAUCGAACACGCUCUACUUGUUCAUUUCCCAAGGAGGUUACUUCAGUGAUUUACAGUUUGAUCUUUUCGACCCAAGUCUUCCCGACCGUACGGUUCUUACCGUGGGAUUUUCAUCCGCAGCUCUGGUUACGAUGCUGGUAUUAUCGUUGGCCUUGAUUUUCGUACCAGUCCUUCUAUCGAUGCGAAAGUUACCUGAGGGCAUCACCAACGUCGGUAGCAACUCGAUGGCCAUCAGUGCCGCGUGCCACGUUUCGCCCCUGUCCAGGUUAGGCGAUGACUCCUCGCCUAGAGAUUCUCAGGCGUUGCCAUCACCUUUCGAGACGCUGCCACCACCGUCCUUGCCGGCGGUGACUCAUAGUAACGAGGAGGGCGAUGCUGUACGGGGUAACAGGGAUUACGGGUUCUUCUCACCCGAUGGUGGUGGCGAUGUCGAGAUGCAUACGUUGAUGGGUGGCAAGGGCUCACGGCCCACCAUGGAUACGCACUCCAGCACCGAGGCGCUGAACAAGGAGAGUUUUCUAGAGCGUGUGUCCGAGAGUGAGCUCCGCUGGGGCGUCGUCCAGAUGCCGCCCGAGUUCUAUACUGAGUUCGAGAACAUGGGGGAGAGGACAUACGGGCAUCUGAGCUUCGGUGUAGAAGAAGAUGCGGUGACCUCGCCGCUUCAUGGCAAGUGGUACGCAUAA
Molecule: messenger RNA, 2550 nt
Organism: Neoarthrinium moseri
Lineage: Eukaryota; Fungi; Ascomycota; Sordariomycetes; Amphisphaeriales; Apiosporaceae
Exons: 6
Coding region: 1-2550 (849 amino acids)
Source: RefSeq, a predicted model, not a curated record